AACGUUACGCACAUUUCUGCGCAAACGCCCCUGUCCUCUCUUUUGUUCCCCAUUCAUGAAGCGACGUCAGUAAACCGAAGAUGUGUCAACGUAAACGGUAGCCACCCCUUUACAAAGCAGGCGACUGGCCCUUUAAGGGUUAUGUAGCCGGGCUAGCCGAUGUAGGACGAGCUGACCGCCCGUCCGCCUGCCUGCGCUCCCGCUGCCAUCCCCAUCAUGGCCUCCACACCUAUACCAUCGAGGAUGAACCGACCAGCCAGCGGCUCUUCCCUUCCCGGAGCGGAGACGGACGUCAAGCCGAAGCAGAGGCACCGGUAGAGGCGAGCCGCUCCGGGGAGAGCCGCCUCAUCCCAUGCCACCCCGGUCUCCUCCAUGCCUUCGUCUAAAGCCAAGUACAGCUAUUCGAUAAAGAGGAGUGCGAACCCGGGCGGAGGCAGCGGUAGCGGCGGCGGCGGCAGAAACAUGACAACAAACAGGGAUUAUUCUGUUAAUCUGUCGGUGCAGCAAGUGCUGAGCCUUUGGGUGCAAGGCACGACGCUGCAGCACUUCACAGAGAUGUGGUACUGGGUGUUCCUGUGGUGUCUCUUCUCCUCCCUCUUUGUCUACGGGGCGGUGGGGCUGCUCAUGUUGGUCAUGCUGCAGCGCCACAAGAGGGGCCGCCUCAUCACCCUGGUGCUGGUCAGCGUGGGUUUCCUGGCCUCCCUCUCCGGAGGCGUCAUCACCAGCGCUGCGGUGGCGGGGGUGUACCGCGUGGCAGGGAAGGACAUGGCACCGCUGGAGGCUCUGGUGUUGGGCGUGGGCCAGACCGCCCUCUCCAUCAUCAUAUCCUUCUCACGCGUCCUCGCCACUCUGUGAAGCGAAACCCCUCGACGAGUAGACGCACAGACGCUGAGACAAGAGCAAAUGAAUCAAGCCAGUCCGAGAUUUCUCGGCGGCUGGGUUUGUUUAAGGAGACGAGGCAGAGAUGCUCUGGACCUUUGGGGCUGGAUGCAGGAGACAGCGCCCCCCGGUGUCUCUGCUCUGUUACUGCCACAAUCACACUGCAAUUCAGAGGGAAGUCGAUGCAGGCCGGUUGUCUUCAUGUCAGAGAGCAGCACCAGGCGGAGACGGCCCAAUCCUUAUCUUGUUGGCUUGAAAGCCAUGUUUUCGGGUGUUUCCAGAGUUACAUCACUUCUAUAUGCCAACAGCCUUCUCUGGGACAUCCAGAUGCCUUUUAUGGCCCCUGACUCUUUAAGGCUUUCUGUUGCACUUGUGGGCGGAGGGGAAGGGAAACCUUUUCUUUUUUUUGUUUUUGUUUUUUAAAGCAGAGUGACGACUUGUAAGGACGAUCUGAUGAUCUCCUUCGGUGAUCAGUGGGAGAACUAAAUAUGAGCAAUGCGAGGUGUUUAGGGAGUGACACAACAUUUUUUCUUCAGUAUUAAACAUCAGCCUCACCGGUCUUCACGUACGGUUUAUCAUGAUCAGUCCUUGCCCUUAACUGGUUUUAAAGCUGCACCAUCCAACUCACGAGCAACAUGCAGCUUUGAAUUUUGCACUUUGUAAAUGUUUGAGAUGCUGUUUGCCUAACAGGGUGUGAAAUCAGUAGACGAGGAGGAGAAAACCAGCAUCGCCGCUACGUUUGGUUUAAAAUAUAUUUUCAUUGUGUGCCAACGAGAACUCCGAUUAAAGUUAAAGGAGUUAAGGGCAUGUUUUGACACAUAGGGAAAUAUGCUCAUUCGCUUUCUUGCUGAGAGAUACAUAAGGACAUGCCACUCUCCCGUCUGUAUGGUAAAUAUGAAGCUACAGUCCGCAGGUGGCUAUCUUAGCUUAGCAUAAAGACUGGAAACAGGAGGAAACAGCUAGCCUGGCUCUGUCCAAAGUUAACAAAAUCUACCUACCAGCAACUCUAAAGCUUAAUCAUUACCAAGUUAGCUUGUUUAGUUUAAAAAAAAAACUAUUAUACUCCUUUUCCGCAUCAUAUUUGUACUCUUAGGGUCUUCUGUUUACAUGCUUUGAUGUUCAAAAAAAAUAUUAUGUUUCUCAUACUGCCUAUUGCUGCAGCUCCUCCACCUGAAACAGUAUGUCUGAGCUAUUAGCCCACCUUCCUGAAAAACCCAGUCUGCUCUGAUUGGUCAACUGGCCCCUGUUGUGAUUGGUAACCAAAUUCAAAAAAAGCCACUGGGCAGGCUGUGCUUGCUCAGGCAGCACCAGUGGGUAGCACAUAUGAAAAACUGGGCUGGCAUUCUCAAUCAAUGAGAUCACUAAUUGAGGAAUUUCAGUCAGGAAUGUGGGCGAGAUCAUUUUUAGGCAGUUGAGAAAAGGUGUUGUCUGUGGGAGAGAAAGCUCCAUUUGGAGUGAAAUGUUGUUGUUUUUUUACUUUAUACAUCUACUACAUUCACAAAAAAACUAUACAGCAUACUAAAAGAUGGGAAAAUCCAAAAAGCAUAAUAGGGGCUCUUUAAAUACAACAAUUUGCAGUUUUACGGGGGUUAUGUGCCUGAUUUUGUCUUUGCUUGAAGCAAAAACUUGGAACAUGGAGUCGAGAGCAGUUGUUCCAAGCCAAGAAAUAGUCACCACAUAGAGAGGCAAAGUCCCUCCCCUUUCCGGUGGACCCCCAUGGGACCUUAUUUCGGAAAAUAAAUAUGUACAGUAGUGAAUGACGAGAGACAAAUAUUUAAUUGAUCCCGUUUGAAUGGAGCAAUGAAUUACACACAUGAUGUUCAUCAAUUUAAAGAUCAUUUUUCAAGUCAAGAAAGUUUCAGUUUGUCGUAAAACUGUUGAAGUAUAAUACUGUGAAAAUACAUAAUUAGAAAGACUACUCACCCCAAAGUCACGUUACUUACAUAAGCAACAGGUCUUGCUCGUUCUUUUGUUUCUUGGCAGAUAAAAACACAUCAGGUAGACAACGUUAUGUGUUGUAGAAUAUAACUUGAAUAUAACUUAUAGUAUUGUGAAAGCUGUAGUAACAGACAGUUAUAAGCACUUCUGUGUCAUUUGUGUCUCACGAAACAGUCGUACACACAAUUCUGUCCAUAUUGUAUCUGUGGUUCUAUCUAUAUGUUGUUACGCUGUUUGUGUGCACAAAAAAACAGCGCAAUGCGUUGUUAGAAAGUGGUAUUGCUAACAUGGCUAACCUGGAUAGAGCUAAUGAAAACACUGAAAAUCUGACUUGUAAAUGGAACGCGUUGAACUGGGUGUGACAUCAUUCCCGGCUUCUGCUUCCGAGUUUCUGAGGUAAACGGAACAGGCUAUUAGCUAAGUUAGCUAGCUAGAGCAAGCCAAGUAGCAAAAAAGUUGACGUAUAUUGUGUGAGACGAGAUAUGUAUUUCACUGAGCGCUUUCACACAAUACACACAAUAAGUGGUACUACGACAAACUAAGACUUUCUUGACUUGCAAAAUUAUCUUUUAAAUUUACAAACAUAUGUGUACUUCAUGGCUCAAUUCAAUCUAGGUCAAAAAAAUUGUUUGUCUCUUGCCAUUCAAAAAAAUAAGGCUCAUGGGGUCAAACUCUCAGCAAGAAAGAGAUUAAGCGUUGAAAUAUGUCUUUAAAGUAUACAGAACGGCCUGGAUGAGCCCUCGGAAGGGUUUGCAUUGAGCAGGUUUGAUUCGGGUGUGGUUAGCGUAAGAUCAGGUUCCUCUUAUUCAGGUUUUAAGAAAGAUGGGGGUUGUUUUGCUGCUUGAGAUUUACAUUUUCAAACAAAAUAUUCUGCGUCCGUGAGUCCUGGUGCAGAUUUUCUGUAAUAACAAUGGAAUCCAUUACUAACAUUGUCUGAACUGCUACAGCAUACAUUCCCCCGUGAAAAGCCAUCCCUCCCUGGAGAAGGUCAGACCGAUUCUGCUGCUCAGACGGCCAUUUUUCUAUGGCUUCCUCUUUUUCUUGUUUUGUUUAUCAACCCAUGUUCCUUAAGUUUAACUUUGCAUAUUGCACUGAAAUGAACUGCCUUGUUUUAGCCCAGCGUGUGGUGAUACCACUCUGGUGUGACCCAAUCCAGUAAACACUGUUAUUAUUCACAGAAAUCAGUGAUAAUAGACACUGAUAAUCAAAGAAGAAGAAUGUGCGUGAAGCUACUGUAUUUACUCAAACUGGUUUAUCAUGUUGAUGCAUUUGUGAACCCAUAAAUCCUCCCAAAAUUCAAACAGAUUAUCUUUUGUGCAGCAGGGUGAGAGGAGUUAGAUUCUAAUGCCAAAGUAUCGCUGACGUUCUAGCUUUAUUUAUUAUCUUUGUGCCAGUCAUUUAAUUGAUAUCAUAGCCACGGAUUUUUGUUUUUGUUUAUUCAGUUUUAGAAACAUUUGCACAUUGGCUCGGCCCCCAGACCUGUGGUACAACUUCAUAAAACCACAGUUUAUAUGAAUUUGAAAAGAAGAAAAAAAGAUGCUUGCGUCGUUAAGUGUGUGUGCUGUGUGGUUUUGUAGCUCUAAAGGUAAAUGAGUUAUGUAAUUGACACAGCUCACCUUCGGUACCAGCUCAGCACACAAGAGGGCGAUAUUGCACAGAAAUGAAGUGGCAGCCUGAAUGCCUGAAAGAUGAUUGUGGAUUUUAAAGAAUAAUGAAAAUGCUACACAGUGUUUUGAUACAGACAUCGGACAAAAAAAAAAUGUUUUCUAUCCUAAUUUUCUCCCACAAAAAUGUAAGUGUUAAAUUUGAGAACCCCCCUCCUUUUUAUCCACUGAAUGCUCGACAUAUUGUUCAUACUACCUGCUUGAAUGUUUUAGCUCAAUUUCAGGGACCAAAUGUGAGUUGCUGCUGAUGACUCACCUGCUGUCAUAGUGGGGCAGUUUCUGCAUGUUUGUGUGUAUGUGUGGUUCAUAGGAGACAUGUGAGUAUUGUUGCUGUAUUUGGUGUUGGCAUGUGAGUAGUAUAACAGAAUUUAUUUUCUUUCCUUAGAGUGGGUUGUUCACAUUCUUUAGCGGACCCCUAAAGCGUCAGAAAGGGUGAGGACUUAAUUGUAAGUGACGCCGCGUUCAGAGGAGCAGCUCACUGGGCAAUGUCUUACAAAAUGUGUUGGAAAACUUUUUUAUUUGAUGUGUUAGAAAUGACUAUUACUGCAGAUGAAACCGGCAGACUGGACAUAAGUUGUGUGUACUGUACAUCCAUGAGCUGUAUAUAGCCAUAGUGUACCAAGUCUUCACCUGGAUAGUGUAACCAAGAGCCAAUAUCAACAAACAAACCACUGGAUAGUAUUCAAGGUGAUUUUGGGAGUAUUCACACCCAGUGCCAUGAUCGCUCUGAUGAUGACUACUGCGUUUUAUUCUGCUCCAGGUUCUGUGAUUCAGCCGCCGUCUAAGUGGCUGUGUGACUGUGUACUGCAAUAUCUAAGGAGACACCCAGCAACUAAUAAUCCCCUCUAGACUUUUUAAAAUGCCAUCGCACUGCAGCAAGACGCCCAGCUCAAUAAUCCUGUCUCUUUCAUAGGCUUAUAACUAAAGCUGCCCCCUCAGUCUCCUGUUGUCCAAAUGCCACAUAUUUCCCCCCGGACACUUGCUGUGUACCCGCUGUGAUUGCAUGUGCAGUGCAGCUCAGAUAAUGUGUGAAUGGGACUAUAUGGACAAUCCAACAAGAGACAAUGUUGUACAAAAACCCAAAGUGGCACUUGUAGAUAAUGUACAAUAUGUUCUUUUUUAAAUUUUGUACCAGCCAAACCGCUGAUAUUUAUAACUAUUGCCUAUUUAUGUACAAAUUGUUCCUCCUGUACAUACUCAACAGCGAGUUGAAUUAAAAAUCU
Perca flavescens (yellow perch) is the source of this 5704-nucleotide messenger RNA. It is a transcript of the gene tmem170b, whose product is annotated as transmembrane protein 170B. Bases 373 to 855 code for a protein of 160 amino acids. The transcript has 3 exons. Gene Ontology annotation, cellular component: plasma membrane. The record is from RefSeq and is a predicted model, not a curated record. Gene Ontology annotation, biological process: negative regulation of canonical Wnt signaling pathway. Lineage: Eukaryota; Metazoa; Chordata; Actinopteri; Perciformes; Percidae.